Messenger RNA from Colletotrichum higginsianum IMI 349063, 2121 nucleotides. Its product is annotated as Protein kinase. Gene Ontology annotation, cellular component: nucleus. The record is from RefSeq and is a predicted model, not a curated record. The transcript is spliced from 6 exons. Gene Ontology annotation, molecular function: protein kinase activity; ATP binding. NCBI's taxonomy places the organism in Eukaryota, Fungi, Ascomycota, Sordariomycetes, Glomerellales, Glomerellaceae. Gene Ontology annotation, biological process: protein phosphorylation. Bases 1 to 2121 code for a protein of 706 amino acids.
AUGUCGACCCCGACAACGGCCACUGCGACACUGCCUCCUCACUCGCAUUAUCAUCAUCCCCAUUACCCCUACAACCAUCAGCCGUACCAGGCCUCUACUGCUACGGGCUCCUCAUACCGUCAGCCCGCAAACCCAAUCCUCUCCACUUCCUCCUCGACGGCGACGGCGACGGCUAGACUGCCUUCCUCGUACGCCAACUCGUCGAGCAUCGCGUAUUCUACCACUUCUACUGCCAGUCACGCCGGUCCAAAUGGCCUAGGCCCUUCAGCCUCGUCAGCCACUUCGAGGACCAUUCACGACAUUUCGAGUCCCGACGCGAACUACUCCGUUAACGCAAUGCCUACCAACUCACAAUCUCAGUCUUCCCAGUCAGGUCGCAAGCGACGACGCUCAAAGGAGCCCGACUGGAACAAGUUCUACAAAAACGGCCUCCCCAAGGAAAUCAUCGUCAUCGAUGAUACCCCCGAGCCAGAGCAGGGCAAGGUUGUCGGCAAUGGCGUAAGGGUCGUGUCCAACGGCAACGGCAACGCCAUCGCCACCAACGGUGCCAGCAGUCGUCCUAUUCCCAAGAAGCGGAAAAGAGACGACGAGCCUCAACCGUACGACCCUGUCUACCACAACAGCAAGUACGCCGCCUCCCACACAACCACUCCUCAUCACAACGGGACCCCCAGCGGCUCCACCAUUUCAACCGAUCGCACGACGAACUCGGCCAUCCAUACCACGGCUGCCACCUCACUGUCCUCGAACGGCCAGGAAUAUUACGAUGUGCAGCCCGGCCAAAAGAGGAAGAGGACUCGUCAGCAGAUCGCUCAAGAGGCGAAGAAGAGAGAGGUCGAAGGCCUUGGCGAUCCCUUCGUCAGCUACAAGCCGCCCCCCUAUCCUCCCAAGAAAGCCUCCGACGUGCACGUUCGGGUGGUUCAGGAUGCCGGCUACAACAAAAACGCUAAAGUCGACGAUGACGAUGGACACUACAUUGUCGUUCCCGAUGCAGACUUGACGAAAGAGUACCAAAUGGUCAAACUUCUCGGACAGGGUACCUUUGGCAAGGUCGUCCAGGCUCGAGACCGAAGGAGGAACAAGUCGGUUGCGAUCAAGAUCAUCCGAUCGGUACAAAAGUACCGAGAUGCAUCUCGAAUCGAGCUCCGAGUCCUGGCCACGCUUAAGGAGAACGACAGUGAGAACCGCAAUCGUUGCAUUCACCUGCGGGACUGUUUCGACUAUCGCGGCCACAUCUGCAUCGUCAUGGACCUUCUCGGACAGAGCGUCUUCGAUUUUCUGAAAAGCAACAGCUUUGUGCCUUUCCCCAACAGUCAAAUCCAGAGUUUUGCCCGCCAGCUCUUUACCAGUGUCGCCUUUCUGCACGACCUCAAUCUCAUUCACACUGAUUUGAAGCCCGAAAACAUCCUUCUGUGCGACAGCGCAUACCAAACUUUUACGUACAACCGAAAGAUACCCUCCUCGUCUACGACCGUGAACCGUCAGGCGAACCAGCGCCGAGUCCUACUGGACACUGAAAUUCGUCUCAUCGAUUUUGGCUCCGCCACUUUCCAGGAUGAAUACCACAGCUCUGUCGUAUCUACUCGUCAUUACAGGGCACCCGAGAUCAUUUUGGGCCUCGGGUGGUCUUUCCCCUGCGAUAUCUGGAGCAUAGGGUGCAUUCUGGUCGAAUUCUUCACCGGCGACGCCCUCUUCCAAACCCACGACAAUCUGGAACAUCUUGCCAUGAUGGAGAUGGUCGUUGGUCAGAGGAUAGACUCUGGUCUUGUCCAAGCCGUCAACAAAAUGGCCACUCGGAGCGGCGGAAACCCAGCCUCCAAGUACUUCAAAAGGCUCAAGCUUGACUACCCCACGCCGGAGACGACGCGGGCUUCUAAGAGAUUCGUCAAGGCGAUGAGGCGACUCGAGGACAUUAUCCCUUCAAACACUACCUACUUCAAGAACUUCUUGGAUCUUCUCCGGAAGAUCUUCGUCUACGAUCCCCAGCACCGCAUCACCGCGAAGCAGGCGUUGCAGCAUCCUUGGUUCAAGGAACCCGCGACACCGGACGAUGGUACCGAGGCCGCCAAGAUUCGCUUGGAACGAUUGAGACAGGAGCAAGAUCAUCGGCAUCACGCAUGA